AUUUAGGAACACGUACACAUACUAUCAGCUGAAAUGUAAAAGGUGUAGGCCUUUACAUGUCACAGUAGGAGAACAACAAGUGUGAAUGAAUCAAUGUUUCACUGUCAUAGCUGCCUGGGACACUUAAUGGCACAGCUGCCUUUUUUAUGUUAUUAAUAACACCUUUGCUUUUCCUGCUACGACAAGUCAGAAUGUCAUUUGUGACAAACAAGACAGGAGCUCAAGAUCAGGUUAGUGUAAAAUGCAUCUUAAAGCCCUUGCUUUAGAUUAUGUUUUUAUUGUCCAACAAAUUUGCAAAUAAUCAAAUUAACACAAACUAAUUGGCUCACUGGGAACCUGGGUUCCUUGGGGCCCCUAACGGUUUUGGGUCCCAAGCCAGUUUCCCACUUUGCCUGGUUGGUAAUCAACUCUUGACCAAAUGUUGCAAUAUAAAUACAACUGGUAAGAUUCAACUGAUGCAUUAUAUUUUAUAAGCUGAUGUUUUUGUAUCUACAUUGCAGAGUAAAAACAUAUUUGAAAUGUACGCCUCCAUAUGAGUAAAAAUAUAAGUUCUACUACUAAAAAGUCAGUACUCGGUGCUUUGUACUUCUCAGGUGUCAUGGAGAUAAGAGUAAAUACAGAAGUGCCAGAAGUUACAACCGAAACCCCGACUGAAAAUAGAGUUUCUCUCCAGGAACUAGAAGUCUGACUGAAGACACGGCCAACAGGACAAUGAGAAGGGUUCUUCUUUGAUGGUCCAGAACAAACUGGUGAAUCAUGCUGGUUGCAUCUUCCCCUUACCACACUGGAUGAUGGAGCAGACAUGUGCACAUACCUUCUACUCUGCCAAGCAACAAAUAAAGAGGCACAAUACAAAGGUGGAAUUUGGAGUUUUCUGUGGCCCCCUCCCCGUGAGACCCACAGACCUUGGGCUCCUGCUGCGAAUGGGAUAUUGUUCUGCGCUCCAACAAAGCUGUUUUCACCCUCUUCAAUAUUACAGGAGGAGUUACCUGAUACCUAACAAUCAGCUAAUCCACUGCCCAUGGCGACGAGGUCACCUGUGCACAGGGGCUGAGAUGAGAAAAGGAGGGCUAAUGAACUCCAGGUUGCCAGGCAUGUGCAAACGAUCACUGCAGGUUUGCAGAGAGCAGCGCCAGGCUUGCUGGAUUACUGCAUGCCACCACCACCACCACCACCACCACCACCCCCCCACCCCCCAUCCUCAAGGUUUGCCUACAUAGACAUGUGCUUUUUGUCUGUAAUUUACAUGUUAUAUCCCUAAAAUCUCAAAAACCCUCAGAGAUCAGUCCUUAAUUUCCUCAGUCAUCUUGAAACUAAAUGUGUUAGAAAGGAUUAAAAAUGUCUGUUUUAUGUUUUUAUAAAUAUAAACUUUUAUUGCAGUAUGGAGAUUUAGAAAAAUACAUUCACAUAAUUUCAGAUAACAAAUAUAUCAUUCAAACUAAGAUAAAAAAAAAACAAAAAAACAAACAAAACAAAAAACAAAAUAAAUGACCAUCAGUUUACUAUUUGCCCACGAUUCAUUUUUGGUAUUUUUACAUUAAAGCACUGAGGAUACUUUCACUGAAAUGUCCAUUCAAAUUGAUGGGAUCAUGUCAUAAAUCCUGACAAAUUAAAGUGUUACCAGUCCUCUAGUAUGAAGACAUGUGAUGCACUGAUACAUGUGCGUGGUCUGACUUGGCUGUGAGGCUGAAAUGUGCUAUUAUGGUCAUGUAUGACAGCGAGGAAUUCGGCUCCUGUUGUGAAACGCACCGGACACACUUGACAAAUGGGCUCUACAUUCUCUCUUUUCUUUCCCUCAUCUGACACCCAACAAGUGUUCCAGAGACGGCGGCGGCGGGCGGCGGUGGUAAAUCUCUGAAGCUCCUGCCUGCACACCAAACGCAACAGCUACAACUGAUUAUUCACAAAAAGAAAAAAAAAAGUAAAAGGCACUAGUGUCCAAAACAUUAUGACGCCAUGCAAAGAGAAAUUAUUACAAUCCCUCUCCGGUUUAAAGGUGGGACUAUAUAAAAACAAUAAAACAGAUUUGUCCUCUUA
Messenger RNA from Seriola aureovittata, 2037 nucleotides. RefSeq lists its product as uncharacterized. The record is from RefSeq and is a predicted model, not a curated record. The transcript is spliced from 5 exons. NCBI's taxonomy places the organism in Eukaryota, Metazoa, Chordata, Actinopteri, Carangiformes, Carangidae. The coding region runs from base 732 to 1220 and encodes 162 amino acids.